AUGAAUAAAAUAGAAUUGGUAACUCAACCCGAAACUGAUGAUAGGGUUAAACAGACUAUUGAUCAAGAUACUUUGAAGAAACUAGAAAAAUUAAUUACUCAAGAAAAGGAAUCACCAGAAGAACAAGUGGAUUUUGAUGGUUUUAAGAUACCUGAUGGUAAGAUUCCAUUGGACGGUCAUUUUUCAACUAAUGAAAUCAGAGAAUUAGUGAAUUUAGCUAAAAGUGAAGGUUUAUUAAGUGAAAAUGUAGUAGUAACGGUGUUAGAAUCUAAUGGUGCUCUUGGUGAUAAGUUGGUGAUCAAAGAAGAAAACACAGAAGAAAAGAAUGAUAAAAUUGAUAAAGGGGAUGUAAACCAAUCACUCUUGGUCCCUGGAGCUGAUGAUAAUGACAAGGAAGAUAAGGAAGAUAAGGAAGACGAUGGUGAAAACAACGGAAGACGUAAAAGUAGUGUUGGUGAAGACAUAGCGAAAGCCAUUAGUGAAGCCAAAGCCAAAGCCAACUAA
Yamadazyma jaroonii is the source of this 504-nucleotide messenger RNA. The record is from the annotation of a GenBank genome assembly. Lineage: Eukaryota; Fungi; Ascomycota; Pichiomycetes; Serinales; Debaryomycetaceae.